GUGGAAGUCGGCCCUAUCGACAAGGCUGAACCCCCAAGUCAUAUUGCGAUAAGCAAUGGAGAUCCAAACUCGAGCUUACACCAAACACUCAACCCCGGCACACAGCAUGAAUAAAGAAGCAGCCAGGAGGAGUAAUCAUCAGAACCUUCUUGUGCGCUUACUCGGAGAUGGAGCUCCCUACCCUAUCUUCAACGAGAUUUGCUAUUGCCUAGACGUCCUUGACAUUAUACGAGUCUCUCGUACAUGUGUUGGUCUAGCGACUGUAUACUCCAGACUGCGCAGAACGCAUUGGAAUAUCAACCAGAAGCUGUUGCGCUUCGUUGAUCGUCCUGUCCGGUUUCGGGGGUGGUUGGGCAGGCUCGAUGCGCUAAUCUCGGGCGGAUUCGCACUCCAGUUCUUCGCUCGAACGGUGUGGUUGGACUCCGAUCUCAAUAUCUACGUCAAUGCAUCUGGUGACGCCCUAGACGGGCUUCUAGGUGACCUUCAAGACCAUGAGGGAUACAACGUCACAAAUCAAUAUUUCGAAGAUGGCAAUUACACAAACUCGCAAAGCCUAGACGGAGUCUUUUCCAUCACUGACCUGAGCAGGCCGGCGCGUGGGGAUGGCGGCCAGGAGUCGAGGAUCCAAGUAAUACGUUGCCAUAUCCCGCCCAUGUCUGUCAUACUGGGCGGUUCUCACAACACUGGUGUCAUCAAUGUCAUCUCUUCACAGGCAGCAUACUGCCUGUUCCCAGCCUCUACCUUUGGCAAAAGACACAUGAUUAUAUUAGGAAGACGAACGCGCCAAGAACAUUUGUAUGUCGAGAAGUACCUGCUCCGAGGCUGGAAUAUAAGAGAAGAACCAUUGGGAUGGGCACCGGGAAUGGAGAGAUACCCGGAGCAGCUUCCUCUAGAAUGCAACAAGCUAUCAGGCGACCCCAAGUCGACCUGGAAGAUUGAAUUGGACGUGGAAGGGAUCACUCCACCGUCAGAGUUGCAAACACGCAUGAUUGAGUGUGCACAUGUGUCAAUUGGUAGACGCCCGAACUCUCACGACUUCGUGCAAUACGAGAUCCGUCCUCCUUUUGGCUUCGUGUCCAUCGUUCUGAAAGGCGAAUAUCUCUGCGCUGACGAGGAAUGGCGCCGCUGGCUAGAACGGAAGCUCAAUGACCGGAUAAAAACCGAGCUUCAGGGGCUCGAUGUCAAGGACAGACCGCCGUUCUUUGACGAUUUCAUGUACACUCGGCAUAUGUUCACUUGUGAUUUCGAUCCGGAUUGGAAGCCCCCAUUGAACAGUUCUUGGAACUAUUACGACGACCUGAUUUGGGAAUGGUUUGAUGACUGGAGAUACGCAAAACACUGUUAUGGCUGAGCGCUUAUCAGCUUUUGAUCAAUUUUUGCAAAUCCUUCAAACAAGGGAUUUGUAGAUUUUGCUUUUUGCAAAUGGAGUAAUGGCGGCGGAUCGGAAAUAUACAUACACUUUCCACGGGUACAUGGCCAUCUGCCAUCAACACAAAUGAACAUUCAAUUAUGACGCCAGUAGAAAAGAAAAUAAU
This is a messenger RNA of Aaosphaeria arxii CBS 175.79, 1535 nucleotides long. RefSeq lists its product as uncharacterized. Lineage: Eukaryota; Fungi; Ascomycota; Dothideomycetes; Pleosporales. Bases 56 to 1351 code for a protein of 431 amino acids. The record is from RefSeq and is a predicted model, not a curated record. The transcript is spliced from 2 exons.